UUCUCACUUGAAGAAAAAUGAAGUCCUCUUUCGUGUUUGCUAAAAUUAUCAUCUUUCUUUUCUCAUUUGUUCUGCUAGCUUCGGCUAAUCACACUGAUCAUGAAGAGUUUCUUCAGUGCCUGAGCUCUCGUAUACCCAAGUCCAUUAUCUACGCUUCAAAUAACCCCUCGUAUUCAAAUGUAUUAGAUUCAACGACUCAAAAUCCUCGUUUUCUUUCAUCUUCGACCAGAAAUCCAUCUGUUAUCGUCACACCAUUUAAUGUCUCCCACAUACAAGCCACCAUUUACUGCUCCAAGAAGCAUGGCGUGCAAAUAAGAAUUCGAAGUGGUGGGCAUGAUUAUGAAGGCCUUUCUUAUCAGUCCAGUGUCCCAUUUUUCAUACUUGACUUGAGAAACAUAAAUUCCAUUCAAGUUGAUGCGGAGAGGAAGAGUGCAUGGGUUGAGGCAGGUGCGACGCUCGGUGAACUUUACUACAGGAUCGCUGAAAAAAGCAAAACGCUUGGCUUCCCUGGCGGUCUUUGCAGCACCGUUGGUGUCGGUGGACAGUUAGGCGGAGGAGGCUAUGGCUACCAAUCGCGAACAUAUGGGCUCGCAUCUGAUAAUAUUAUUGAUGCGCAAUUAAUCGACGCUCGAGGAAGAAUUCUCAAUCGGAAAUCCAUGGGGGAGGACUUGUUUUGGGCCAUUCGCGGUGGUGGAGCAGGAAGCUUCGGAAUUGUAAUUGCCUGGAAGGUUCAACUCAUUGACGUGCCUUCGACAGUGACUGUCUUUGAAACUGCACGAAUGUGGGAAGAUAAUGUAACAAAGAAGUUUGUUCAUCGUUAUCAACGUCGUGCUUCCAACAUCGAUAAGGAUCUAACCAUCUUCUUGGGAUUCCGAACCACAAAUACUAGCGAUGAACAAGGGAAUACAAAGAUUGCAAUAAUAGUUGUCAUCUCAGCCACAUUCCAUGGCAGCCGGGAUAGGCUCCUUCCACUGAUGCAAAAGGAGUUUCCCGAGUUGGGUUUGAGCAAAGAAGAUUUCAAUGAAAUGUCAUGGGUCCGAUCUAUUGUCCAUUACAAUAAUUAUAGAAACAAUGAUCCAUUGGAAGUUCUACUCAAUAAAACAGUCAAUUUCGAACCCAACCCUUUCAAAUUGAGAUCUGACUAUGUGAAAAAGCCUAUUCCAGAUGACGUGUUAGAAAAGUUGCUGGUUCGGUUGUACGAAGAAGACGUAGGAUACGAUUUUGUGGAAUUUUUUCCAUAUGGAGGAAAAUUGAGCGAGAUUUCAGAAUCUGAAAUCCCAUUCCCACAUCGAGCUGGAAACCUCUACAACCUUCGGUACAUGGCUUCAUGGAAACAAGGCGAAAAUACUACAAGAAUCAACAAGCAUCUUAGGUGGGUAAGAAGUGCUUACGAUUCCAUGACUCCCUAUGUGUCAAAAAAUCCAAGGAGUGCAUAUCUCAACUUUAGAGACCUUGACAUCGGGGUCAAUCCUAAUGAGAGUGACACAACAAGUACGUAUAACUAUAUUAAACAAGCAAGCAUUUGGGGUACUAAGUAUUUUAAGAACAAUUUCUACAGGCUAGUUUAUGUAAAAACUUUAGUUGAUCCAACUAAUUUCUUUACGUACGAACAAAGCAUCCCACCCAUUCUUCACCAUUAAAAAGGCGAUUGGAAAUGCUUGUUGUAUUGCCUUAAAAUUGUUGUCUUUAGCUUUCUUACUUUGUCCCUUUUGAAUAAAAGUCGUCUUGUAACUAUUUAUUUAUGAAGUUUCCAAAUGAA
This is a messenger RNA of Morus notabilis, 1759 nucleotides long. RefSeq names its product cannabidiolic acid synthase-like. NCBI's taxonomy places the organism in Eukaryota, Viridiplantae, Streptophyta, Magnoliopsida, Rosales, Moraceae. Bases 18 to 1640 code for a protein of 540 amino acids. The transcript has a single exon. The record is from RefSeq and is a predicted model, not a curated record. Gene Ontology annotation, molecular function: FAD binding; oxidoreductase activity.